AUGCGACGCAAGGAGACCAAGGUGUUGUUGACGCUCGAAGAGGUGCGCGAGGCCUUCGAGCAGCAGACGCCGCUGGCCGUCAAGGACGCGCUGGGUGUCAUUCAUGAGGCGCAGUUCAUCAUGAACCUGGAGCCGAACCUUGUGGCCGUGCGGCAAAGAGCUUCAACAUAUGUUUUUGGAGAUAUCCAUGGCCAGUUCUACGACCUGAUGCAGCUGAUGGACGCCGUUGGCGUUGCCGACUUGGCCGAGCGUGAUGUCCAGCUGGUGUUUCUGGGAGACUACGUGGACCGCGGGGCCUUCUCGUGCGAAGUGAUGCUCUAUCUGCUACUGCUCAAGAUCCGAUUUUCCGACAAAGUUGUUCUCCUCCGUGGCAAUCACGAGUGCGAAUCGAUUUCAUCCUUCUACGGAUUUCGCAACGAGUGUAAGGGGAAGUACGGCAUCUCAGCCUACUACCACUUCUUGUCCUGUUUCCAAUCGAUGCCAGUGGCUGCGCUGCUGUCCACGUCGCGUGGGCAAGUUCUGUGUGUGCACGGUGGCCUCUCACCCGAGCUGAAAACAAUCGAAGACAUUCAAACUAUGGACCGACGGCGGGAAAUCCCUACCACGGGGCUGUUAUGCGACCUUUUAUGGUCGGACCCGAAGACUUCGCACACUCGCGAUGUGGACGCAGAGGUGGACACUCAGCCAGGAUGGGAGCCCAAUCAGGCCCGUGGAUGCUCCUACUACUUCAAUUCGGCGGCAUUGUUCGAGUUUUUAGGCACCAACAAGCUGCUGUCGAUGCUUCGUGCACAUGAGUUCGAGGAUGAAGGCUUCACGUAUCACUUCAACUCGCAGGAGUAUCAAGAGCUGGAUACUCGAGUGGACAAGUCCAUGCCUCCACUCAUUACCGUUUUUUCGGCGCCGAACUACUGCGACAGCUACGGCAACACGGCCGCCUAUUUGCUCUUCCGGAAUGAACCUUUCUCGUGGGAAAUCCAGCAAAUUAACUCCGCGGGACAUCCAGCCCCACCGAUUGCGAGCGCAGAACGAGGAUCCGACAUGUGGCGACUAUUCAAUCAAACGUUGCCAUUCCUCCCAGCAAGCAAGGAAUUCUUUGAGGAAGUUUUGUGGUUAGCAGAAGGACGACGACGUCUUACAAGUGAAAUGCACCCACAAGCUAUCCGAAAGAUGUUGGAUGACGAAGUGAACAAAUGGGAAUUGGUAGAAGAAACGCCAACGCGCAGCUCGGGGCCAGCGUCUCCUCCUCGAAUCCACCGCAGACCUUCUUUGAGUAAUCUGGACGAGACCCAAACGGACGAGCGUCCAAGUCUGCUUACUCCGCAAGAGAUGGACACAAUUAAGCUGAUGUUUUCAUUAAUGGACACGGAUGGCAGCUUGGAACUCAGCUCGACUAAAGUGUCUCAGUUCAUUCUCAAUAUUCUGGGUGAAAAAAUCAGCACUGCGGACGCGGAGGCUUAUUUGGAUGCUUUGGACUACGACCGCAACGGAGUGGUGGAUUUCGCGGAUAUUCUGUCGUGGGUUGCCGUGAUGAAGGCGAAUCGCAACAAGCACGAGUCGAGCCGACUCCUGAGUUGGCCAACUGUACAGAGCGGUGUGCGCAUGUUGACUCGUGGGAUUUUUUCCAGUAAAGUCUUGCUAUGGCUCGCAUUCGGCUGCUUACUACGCGAUAUUAUCGUCCCAAAGCAGCGAAAAGUGAUCAAGUCGUCGUCGAUCCGAGUGCUGGGCUCAGCGUCGCUAGUCCUGUACAUGGUGGGCGUAUUGUCAGGGCGAGAGCGUGGCUGGCUGCGGCUUUUCUCUCUGCAACGCGCUGUCGGAAUUAUGACGCAGCGAUUCGUAUCAAAGUAG
Messenger RNA from Phytophthora infestans T30-4, 1845 nucleotides. Its product is annotated as serine/threonine-protein phosphatase 2B catalytic subunit, putative. Gene Ontology annotation, biological process: calcineurin-mediated signaling. The transcript is spliced from 8 exons. Lineage: Eukaryota; Oomycota; Peronosporomycetes; Peronosporales; Peronosporaceae. The coding region runs from base 1 to 1845 and encodes 614 amino acids. Gene Ontology annotation, molecular function: calcium ion binding; calmodulin binding; calmodulin-dependent protein phosphatase activity. Gene Ontology annotation, cellular component: calcineurin complex; cytoplasm. The record is from RefSeq and is a predicted model, not a curated record.